Neoarius graeffei (lesser salmon catfish) is the source of this 3179-nucleotide messenger RNA. RefSeq names its product G patch domain containing 1 (gene gpatch1). Lineage: Eukaryota; Metazoa; Chordata; Actinopteri; Siluriformes; Ariidae. Gene Ontology annotation, molecular function: RNA binding. Gene Ontology annotation, biological process: mRNA processing. Bases 193 to 3042 code for a protein of 949 amino acids. The record is from RefSeq and is a predicted model, not a curated record. The transcript is spliced from 19 exons. Gene Ontology annotation, cellular component: nucleus.
AUGUUAUUUUAGCCUAUAUAACAUUGUAUAAUUUUUUAAAAAGCAGACAUAAAGUGCUGAAAUGUUCACGUAAAAGCGAAUACAGUAGCUAAGCGGUGAUGUGAGCGUUAAGAGAGGAUUUUUUUUUUUUUGCAUGAUUCCUUGUCAGUAUCUGGGAAUUUGGUCCUCAGCGGCCACCGUCUUCAGGUAAACAUGGCGUCCGACGGAGAAAGCGAUGAGGAUUUUGUCACUUAUGGAACGCCUUUAGAGCCUCUUGAAGAAGACGAGCCCAUCAGAAAGCCGAUACCUGUGCAGGACCAGACGGUUAAGGAUGAGAAAGGUCGCUACAAAAGGUUUCAUGGAGCUUUCACUGGUGGCUUCUCUGCUGGCUACUUCAACACUGUGGGAUCGAAGGAAGGUUGGACGCCGUCAACAUUUGUGUCCUCACGAAAUGAGAAGGCAGAGAAACAUAAUGCCAGACCAGAAGACUUCAUGGAUGAAGAAGAUUUCAGCGAGCACGGUAUCGCACCCCAACAGAUCACCACCACUGAUGAUUUUGCUUCUGAGAGGUCUGAUCAGAUCAGGGACAAGGCCCGAACCAUCAGCUCCCUCACCGCUCCCAUCCCGGGAGACACUCUGCUGGAGGAGCUGAUCGCACCCGCACGGUCGUCUAUCGGAGUGGAGCUGCUUCGGAAGAUGGGAUGGAAGGAUGGACAGGGGGUCGGACCCAGACUGAAACGGCGACAACGCAAACAAAACCCGGAUGUUAAAGUGUACGGAUGUGCUUUACCACCCAGAGGAUCGGAGGAGUCGGAGGAUGAUGAUGAGUUUGCGCCCGAGAACGUAACCUUUGCACCCAAAGACGUUACCCCGGUGGAUUUCACCCCUAAAGAUGACGUCCAUGGGCUCGGCUACCGAGGCCUCGACCCCCUGCAGGCCAUGAUGGGCGGUUCAGGGGCAUCGCAUAUCAACCUCUUCACGCUAGACUCUGAUAGGACAAGUCUGUUUGGUGAUAGGAAGGCGGGGCAACAUCGUAAGGGCGGGAUCUCAGGGCAGGCUUUUGGCGUGGGAGCAAUGGAGGAGGAGGACGAUGAUAUCUACCAUAAAGACGCCAUGUCCAAUUAUGAUGUCAUUCUGGAAGGGGAGGAGCCAGGGGACGGACUUUAUGGGUGGACGGCACCUCAGCAGUACAGAAAGAAGAAGAGAGAUACAAGCAGAGAUGCAGCAUAUGUGGGGAAAAUCCUGGAAGGUUUCACAUUAGCUUCUAAACCUGAAGAAGCAAAACCCGUGUUUCCUCCGCCCGUCCUGCCUCGUGAUUAUCGCCCGGUGCAUUAUUUCCGGCCCGUGGUGGACGCGUCGUCCGUCAGCCCGCUGGUAGCCCAGGCGCUGCAGGCUUCACGUGGACAGCUAUCCCAGAAUGCACCGCAGCAGAGCCGCCACACGCUGGACUCCGCCCAGCGGAGAGAGAUGCUGGGAGAGACCAGCUUACAGGGUCCCCGUUCAGUGUUUGAGCUCCUGGACAUUAAGGACAGAGAGAGGCUGAGUGAGAUCCGUAAAGCUGCAGAAGAGAAGAGAGCUGCUUUACAGGAUCGUUUCCAGUCCGGUGUCGCUCCUUCUGAUUUUCGAACCCAGCUCCAGGUCUCUAAAGCUCAGGCAGACAUGCAGCUCCGGCCUCCGGCUUCAGACACGGCCCAGCAGGCUCUCAGCAUCUGGUCGAGUCCCACAGCUCAAACCAGCCAGACUUUUCGGCCGUUUAACAAAGACCCGUCCAAGCAGGCGCGCUACGAUCGCUACAUCAGCCACCUGAAACAGGGGAAUAAAGAUGCUCUGGAGUCAAGUCUGGAUCCAGCGAUGACGGAAUGGGAGCGAGGCCGAGAGCGGGACGAGUUUGUGCGUGCGGCUGUGCUCUAUAAGCCGAGUAAAUCCUUACUGUCCUCUCGCUUCACUCGGGCCAAACACGAGGAUGACACCGACAGCGUAGAGGUGACACGGGAUCAGGAGGGUGAUGUGAAUGACAAGCAGGCAGCAGUGAAGAUGAAGAUGUUUGGGAAACUCACUAGAGACACAAUGGAAUGGCAUCCUGAUAAACUCCUGUGCAGGAGGUUUAAUGUUUCCGACCCUUAUCCAGGCUCGAGCAUCGUGGGCCUCCCCAAAGUGAAGCGCGACAAGUUCUCCGUGUUCAAUUUCCUGACUGUCAUGGAUGACAGACAGAGCUCUCAAGCCAUGCCCACUUCUAGCUCAGGAAGCGCUCCUGCUUCCUCUCUCAGUUCCUCGGGCAAACGUUCAAGGUGGGAUGUGGCUGAUCAGGGGUCAAAGGUUAAAGAGACGCUGAGCGUACACAAGGCUGAGCAGGAGCAAGACCACACGAUCACUGCGACGACAUCUACAGCAUCCACGGACUCCGUCACUGCUGCUGAGCCUAAAGUAUCAGAGCCUGACGCCGAGCAGAAAACGAAGAAGGAUGAAGAUGAGGAGGAGGAAGAGGUCAGACCUCCCAUGGACCUGUUCAAGGCCAUCUUCGCCAGCUCGUCUGAUGAGAAGAGCUCGUCUUCAUCUGAGGAAGACAGUGGUGAAGAGGAGGAGCAGGAGGUGGAGCUGGAGGCGGAGCCACAUACACCAGAAGUCACACCUACCCUGCCUGUUGUACCUCAGGCUCCUCCCACAUCACGUUUAAGUAGUGUAACAGAGCCGGAAUCCCGAAUCGCAGAAAAAGUAGCGCAGAAAGACACUAAUGCAGAUCUCGACUGUGAGGAGUUUGGACCCAGAUUACCACCACCUGGGCAAGUGUUCCCCUCUUCCUCAUCACCAGUAUGGGAAGAAAAACAGAAGAAACAGAGCAAAGCGAGGCACAAAUCCAAGAAAGAGCACAAACACAGAAAAGAGAAGAAGCAUAAGAAGAAGAGUAAGAAGCACAAGCAUAAAGGGAAACCGAAGAAGAAGAAAAAGACGGAGGAGACAGAGAGUAGCUCUGAUGACUCUGACGGUGGUGGUGUCACGAAGACGGGGUCGGUGUCCAACGAGAAGCUGCUCCAAAGGUUAAAAAACCUGCAAGGAAAGAAGUGAUGGUGUGACGACUCCGAGACGGAUGAACUGUCCUCCAUGAGGAUUCUGUUUUAAUACGUACAGGAGCUGCAUUUUGUGUGAAUUCAUGUUUUGCAAAAUUACGAACAUGAUUUAAAAUAAAAUUACUGUGAAUCCUG